Salvia hispanica is the source of this 455-nucleotide messenger RNA. Its product is annotated as heavy metal-associated isoprenylated plant protein 47. The record is from RefSeq and is a predicted model, not a curated record. Gene Ontology annotation, molecular function: metal ion binding. Lineage: Eukaryota; Viridiplantae; Streptophyta; Magnoliopsida; Lamiales; Lamiaceae.
CUUCCACCUAUACUUAAUUUGUUAUCUCCAUUGUUACACACACACACACACACACAUCAAUUUAAUAUCAUCUUCCACCUAUAAUUUGUUAUAAUCUCCAUUGUUCAAAUCAUGCAGCAAAAGAUAGUUAUAAAGAUAAAGUUCAAAUGCAAAAAAUGCAGAUCCAAGGCCAUGACUAUUGCUGCCAUGACAUCAGGUGUGUGCUCGGUGAAACUCGAAGGGGACGAGAAAGAUCGGGUGGUGGUGAUCGGAGAGGGAGUCAAUGCAGUCGGAAUGAUACUCUUGCUGAGGAAGAAAGUUGGACAUGCAACCCUGGAACUUGUUGCUCAAUGCAACGAUUAGAUAUUUGAAAUUGAAACCGAGUUAUACUUUUGAUUACAAGAAAAUAAAACAGCAUUUACUUGUAUAAAUGUAUAUUUACUGUACUUCAUUAACAAAAAGGUGCAUUUUUAGUA